AUUGCAUUAAGGCGCCGGGUUUCCGGGGCUCCUGGCCCCGCUUGUUUGGCGGGGGUCGGCGGGGUCGGCCUGGGUGUCCGUGCUGCCGCCGCCGCCGCCGCCGCGCUUUGUCCGCCCGGCGCUUGGCUUCUGGGAGGGGCGGCAGACAUGGUGGCGGCCGCCGCCCCCUCCUCGGUCAGGCGCCGCGGCCUCCUGCGGGCCCCACGGGUCAGGUCUGCGGUGGGGUCGCCAUGGCCGUGGGGGUCCGGGCCGGCGGGGCAGGCGGCGGGAGAGGCGGCGCUGUCCCCGCCCGCUCCUUUGUCUCGGCGGCCUGAGGGCCUGGCCUGGCCGGGCCGACGACAAGCGGGAGGGAAGGCCGGGCCGCGCUGCCCCGCUGGGCCCCGCGGAGCUCGGGGCGCUCGGGUUUCGGCCCGAACAGCCGGGCCGGGGCAGGGUAGACGGGCCAGUCCCGAAGGGACGGAGCCUACCAUUCUCAGUGGCCUAGACUUUUGCCCCGGAGACUUCGCCACCGGAACCCAAGCGAGCGCGGGUGCGGAAAGAAGCCGCGAGUUUCGUCGGUCAUGUCUUGCCUGGGCACAGAUCGGUGUUGAGUGUGCUGUUGUGAACCUCUCCCAUGGCGUUGAAGCCGCGUGCUUAGCCUGAAGUGUGCAUUUCCAAAAUGAGAGUGAAGGAAAGCGGGCCUACCUGCUGGCUUUUUUUUCCCUUGAAGCUUUUGCUUUAAGCCCAUUUCCACUGUGUCUAGCAGACACAUUUGCUUUAAAGCAGGGAGUGAGACCACAGUACUUCUGAAAGAGAGCUUCAUAACGUGGGAGUAAAUUUUAAGAGUUCUUUCUGCAGACACUGUGGUUUGUUGUCUAUUCAGGCAAGUUACUUUCUGAAAUGUAAUUUUUAUCUGGGGGUAAAAAAGAACGGUGGUGUACUUUUUCUAGGGAAGUAGUGGCCUUCCCAGAAUUGAAAACGCACCGAAUUUAGUACGAAGACGAUAGUCUAUCACAGAGAUUCACCCAGAUUAAUUUAAAUAUAACUGAUAGAUUUUUGGCUCUUAGGCCUUCAGACUCUGACUUUAAGUUUUAAGGGAACUGAUGGCUCUUAUCCCUUUAUUCGCUUUUAUUAUUUUGUCAAAAAUCAAAAGUUACGUGUCAACUCAUGACUUAGGCAAGAGUCACAUUGUUUUGCACUUUCGAAAGUUUUUUUUUUUAAAUGCCUAGUUUAACAGAAAACAUAUUCUUGAGUCAAUUUUUGCAGUCUUGUGAUAUGCCACAUAGCCAGUGGAAAACACUGUAUGUAUAUAUUAUGCUUUUUUCUUUUUAAAAAGCAUGCUAUAUCCCAUCCUUAUUCAGCAUGUUAAGUACGAUCAGGAUAUUGUGAAAGGCAAACUUAAAAUAUGAAUGAGAAGAAUGAUUCUUGUAGUUUGGGGGAGAGGCCUCUAACUUUUUAAAAGAUGGCCAUUUAUAUGCUUAAGCAUUUCAGAUUUUAAUUUACCAGUAGCCUUGACAUCUGGAAAUAGUGCAAGUGACAAGACAUUUUAAAGUUCCAAUUCAUAUGCUUAACGAUGUACACGUAAUCAGCGUGUAAGACCUGUGUGUAAGUAUCUUUUUCACGAGGACACGUGCAUCCUAGGCGCUUCAGACUUCCGUGGGAAGUGAGGUGUUUGCUGAAACAAAAUGCACAUAUACUUUGCAUGUAUGUCCCUGGUAGAUUUGGGGAAGAAGCUUUUAGAAGCGGCACGAGCUGGUCAAGAUGACGAAGUUCGAAUUUUGAUGGCAAAUGGAGCUCCUUUUACUACAGACUGGUUGGGAACUUCUCCACUUCAUCUGGCCGCGCAGUAUGGGCAUUUCUCUACCACAGAGGUUCUUCUCCGAGCCGGUGUAAGUAGAGAUGCCAGGACCAAAGUGGACCGGACACCACUGCACAUGGCGGCUUCUGAGGGCCAUGCCAACAUAGUAGAAGUUUUGCUUAAGCACGGUGCUGACGUCAAUGCAAAGGAUAUGUUAAAGAUGACAGCUCUGCAUUGGGCAACAGAACACAACCAUCAAGAGGUGGUGGAGCUCUUAAUCAAAUAUGGUGCUGAUGUACACACGCAGAGUAAAUUUUGUAAAACUGCAUUUGAUAUUUCAAUAGACAAUGGAAAUGAAGAUUUAGCAGAGAUAUUACAGAUUGCUAUGCAGAACCAAAUCAACACCAACCCGGAGAGUCCUGACACUGUGACAAUACACGCUGCCACACCACAGUUCAUCAUUGGACCCGGAGGGGUGGUGAACCUUACAGAUGAAACAGGAGUAUCUGCUGUUCAGUUUGGAAACUCCUCCACGUCAGUAUUAGCUACGUUAGCUGCCUUAGCUGAAGCUUCUGCCCCAUUGUCCAGUUCUUCAGAAACCCCAGUAGUGGCCACAGAGGAAGUGGUUACCGCAGAAUCUGUGGAUGGUGCAAUUCAGCAAGUAGUUAGCUCAGGGGGUCAGCAAGUCAUCACGAUAGUUACAGACGGAAUCCAGCUGGGGAAUUUGCACUCCAUACCAACCAGUGGGAUGGGCCAGCCCAUCAUUGUGACGAUGCCCGAUGGGCAGCAAGUAUUGACAGUACCAGCAACAGACAUUGCUGAAGAAACUGUCAUCAGUGAAGAGCCACCAGCUAAGAGACAGUGUAUGGAAAUAAUUGAGAGCCGGGUGGAAUGUGCAGAAAUUGAAGAGAGAGAAGCGCUUCAGAAACAGCUGGAUGAAGCCAACCGAGAGGCCCAGAAAUACCGACAGCAGCUGCUUAAGAAGGAGCAGGAGGCAGAGGCCUACAGGCAGAAGCUGGAGGCCAUGACACGCAUCCAGACCAACAAAGAAGCCGUUUAGCUGCCAUGAACACCAGUUUGCUUUUACCUUUUGUCCAGAAAGAAUAUAGUCUUGAACUGUACACAGUAAGGACACAGCCAUGGGAAUACCGAAUAAUAGAAAAUACUACAGCUUGAAAACGGGACUUAAGCCAUGAGCUCUCAAUUCUUGUAAUAUAAAACUUUAGAACUUGUGAAAUGUAUUUAAAACUGAAUUCUGUAAAUAGUUUUUUGGUUGUUUCUUUUUUUACAGUUAUAAAUGAGUUGAUAAAGGUUGUUGCUGAGAUCCAGAGGCCACAGCAAGCCACUGUUAUGGGGAAUUCUUUUUGAUUUGGGUGCAGACUUAAUUUCUCGGAAACAGAAGUUGUAAGCGUGGUCGUUGUCUCUUAGACCAAAUGUGGAACAAUUAUGGUGGACUGAUGCUGGAAAUACUCUGCAAAGAGAUUUUGCCCAGGAACUUUUGUACAGCUUUUAAGUUGUCUCAGGUUCUCUGAAAACAUUUUUUAGGAAGCAGAAAUUUUAUAUUUGUUCUAUUUCAGCUACAUGCAAGUAGAUUUACAUGUAUAUGAAGCAAAUAUUUUUAAAAUUUUGUUUGUACAUAUCCUGCAUGUUUUAUGAUUUUAAAACACAUCCCUUGCUUAGGUAUGUCUCCUACAAAGACGAUGAAAGUUACCAAGAAAAAACCAAGGCACCACUGUCAUUCUGUCGGUCGUUGAGAGUGAGUAAACUCACAGCUGGUUUUACUGGCGACCAUGACAAUGUUCUUGGAGCAGCUUGCAAGAGAACUCGAAUCUGCAAAAUGUAUGCUUUUCUGACAAUUGUAUUGUGAGGACGUGAGACUGUUCUGUGCCUUCCUUCCAUCAUGACUUCCACACGAGCACUUUGAGGCGCUGGAUUUUAAGAUAAUGUUUUUGGCAAACUCAGUGCAUUUGGGUUUCUGAAAUAUUUCAUGGACUUACUCCCCUCCCCUAAGAAAUUAAAUUAUUCUUAUGGAAAUUGCUUUUGUAUGCAGAGCAGGACCUUUUGUACUCGGUGAGGCUAUGGGUGUGUCUAACGUAACUUUCGGUAUUCCCUGUAAACGCUCCGGGCCUGUGCUGCGACUCUCUCACAAUAUUGUCAAUUCUGAAAUGUAUGGACAUUUGACAGACUAUUCCAUUCUCUUUUGUAAAAUGUAACUUCAAGCUCUUUAUUAUUUUGUUUUGUUCUAUUGCUUUAUGAAAAUGUUUGCCCCCUUCCCCCACCCCAGGCUUCUCGAGCUUAUCUGUAUAAAGAACCAGUUACCCGAGAGACUGUACUCUGGCCUCAUUUUCUAUUUUACAAUUAAAUAACUUUCCACAUAGCUCCA
Molecule: messenger RNA, 4160 nt
Organism: Mus caroli (Ryukyu mouse)
Lineage: Eukaryota; Metazoa; Chordata; Mammalia; Rodentia; Muridae
Gene: Gabpb1
Product: GA binding protein transcription factor subunit beta 1
Biological process (GO): positive regulation of transcription by RNA polymerase II
Cellular component (GO): nucleus
Molecular function (GO): protein binding; transcription cis-regulatory region binding
Source: RefSeq, a predicted model, not a curated record